AUGCUGACCCCGGCGGCGACGCAGUCGCUUCAGGAGAAGCAGCGCGAGAACCUGCUGCGCAUGCUGGACUUUAACUCGGAGAGCGCCGGCGGCUUCGCGGACGCGGCCCAGGACUCCGCUGAUCGCUGGGGCGACCAGUGGAAGGUGCUGGUCUACGACCGGUUCUGCCGCGACAUCAUCUCGCCCAUCCUCAAGCUGCACGAGCUGCGCAAGAAGGGCGUGACGCUGCACAUGCUGCUGGACACGGAGCGCGACGCCAUCCCCGACGUCCCGGCCAUUUACUUCGUGGAGCCCACGCGCGAGAACCUGGAGCGCAUCGUCUCGGACUGCGCCAAGGAGCUCUACAGCUCCGUGCACCUCAACUUCGCCUACCCGUUGAGCCGCGAGUCGCUCGAGUACUUGGCUCGAGCGUCGGUGGAGGCUGGUUGCACCAGUAUGAUCGCCAAGGUGUACGACCAGUGCACGAACUUCGUAUCGCUUGAGCCGAGUCUCUUCUCGCUCAACCUUCCUGAGAGCUACCGCGCGUACAACGACCCGAACCUGGCGGACACGCAGAUCGAGCAGUCCAUGGGUGCGAUCGUCAAGGGACUUUUCUCCGUGCUUGCUACGACUGGAAGCGUGCCGGUGAUUCGUUGCCCAAAUAACGAUGGACCGUCGAGGAUGGUGGCUGAGCAACUGAGCUCGACAAUCCGCGAGCACCUGAAUGCAAGGAACGGCGUUUUCACAGAAAACUCAUCCAACUUUCAGCGUCCGGUACUUAUCAUCAUGGAUCGCAAUGAGGACAUUGCAUCGAGUUUGUAUCACCCGUCGACGUACCAGGCACUGGUCGACGAUAUUCUAACCAUUCAGAUGAACCGCGUGAAGGUGACCGUGAAGACCUCGGGUGGCGAGGACGGGGGUGAUGAUGGUCGAUCGGUUGAGCGCACGUACGACUUGGACGUUACGAGCGAUAAAUUCUUCGAGACGCAUGCCGGUAGCCUGUUUCCGGACGCAAUCGACGCCAACGAAGAGGAAAUGAAGCAAGUUACGCGGAAAGAGGAGCAGAUUCGGGCCCAGACAGGUGGCAGCGAUGCGCUGAUGAACGGUACGAAGGACCUCGUUGCUGCUGUGGACACGCUGCCAGCACUAGUGGAGAAGAAGAAAAUGCUGGAAGUUCACACGAACAUUUUCCACGCAGCAUUUGAGGGCGUUACGAAGCGCCACAUCCCGUCGUAUUCGAUGCUCGAGCAGAAGCUUAUCGAUGGCUCGCACGUUGACAAGGCUGAGGUGUUGCAGCUCCUGUCAAACAAGGACAUGGGAACACUGGCGGACAAGAUGCGCCUGCUAAUGAUCUACUUUCUGUCGAGCGUGCGCCGCAGCGUCAGAGCAGCCAGAAGCGUAUGCUCAGGCUUGGAAGUUCCUCAGAAAGCACUCGGCUUUCCAACGACGUGCUAG
Messenger RNA from Phytophthora sojae, 1434 nucleotides. RefSeq lists its product as hypothetical. The coding region runs from base 1 to 1434 and encodes 477 amino acids. Gene Ontology annotation, molecular function: syntaxin binding. Gene Ontology annotation, biological process: intracellular protein transport; endoplasmic reticulum to Golgi vesicle-mediated transport. Gene Ontology annotation, cellular component: cytosol; Golgi membrane. NCBI's taxonomy places the organism in Eukaryota, Oomycota, Peronosporomycetes, Peronosporales, Peronosporaceae. The record is from RefSeq and is a predicted model, not a curated record. The transcript is spliced from 7 exons.